GCGCCUGACUUCCGGGAGAGGCGUGAGCGCCGCCCAGCAGUGCAGAGAAAUUGCUUGAGUUCCGUCGCGCGUCCGUUCCGUCACGUGACGUGCUUGCCUGUCACGGAACCACCCGAGUGUUUCUGAACCCCCCCGCACGAUUGCUGAGCGAGUGUUUCCGAAGCUGCGCAGUGAGCAGGAGCGGCCGCACAGUGAGCGCUUCCCGGAGCUGCCCAGACUGACUGACUGACUAACUGGCUGACUGACGGACCCGGCCGGCGUAUCACAGGCACGGAGGGAGGCCGGGAGCUGCCCCCGGAGCGGGACACAGGGAGAGCAGGAGGGAGGCGCGGGGGACAUCCAGCACCAUGAUCAAACUCUUCUCCCUCAAACAGCAGAAGAAAGAGGAGGAAUCGGCCGGAGGCACCAAGGGGAGCAGCAAGAAGGCCUCAGCAGCACAGCUCCGCAUCCAGAAAGACAUUAAUGAGUUGAAUUUGCCGAAAACAUGUGAAAUAGAAUUUUCAGACCAUGACGACCUUUUAAAUUUCAAACUAGUCAUCUGCCCUGAUGAGGGUUUCUACAAAGGUGGAAAGUUUGUCUUCAGUUUUAAGGUGGGACAGGGUUACCCUCAUGACCCACCAAAGGUGAAAUGCGAGACCAUGGUAUAUCAUCCAAAUAUAGAUCUAGAGGGUAAUGUCUGCCUAAAUAUUCUAAGGGAGGACUGGAAGCCUGUUCUCACAAUAAACUCUAUAAUUUAUGGCCUGCAGUACCUUUUCUUGGAGCCAAAUCCCGAAGAUCCGUUAAAUAAGGAAGCUGCUGAAGUUCUACAGAACAACAGACGCCUGUUUGAACAGAAUGUGCAGCGGUCUAUGCGAGGUGGUUACAUUGGAUCCACCUACUUUGAGCGCUGCCUGAAAUAGAACUGAGCAGCUUUGAGUGCAAAACCCGCCAUCCAUCCGACCUACCUUUCUGCCCUCAUCCUCUGUCAUGUCCCUUCUUCAUGCUCAUUCAUCACACCUACAUACAACAGAACCCUUAUUGCGGCUCUCUUCUCCCAAACAGUACAGCCUGAGCUUCUGAUGUGGAAAGAAUGAUGUAAGGUCCUGUGUUUCCCAGUCAUGCUGCUAGCCCUUAUUUUAAGGGCACACUGCGUGCAGAUAUUACAAUGCCUGCCAUGCCGCCAUUUUACAUCAUUACCUCACCUUGCUCUUCUUAUCUCCUAUGGAGCAUUUGCUUAUCUUUAGGUUAAUAAAUAUUAUCCCUCUUCCUUCCCAUUUUCUUUUUUUGUUUAAAUAUUUUUUUUUUUAAACCAGUCUGAAAAUCCCUAUUUCCUGUUCUUGACUAAAUUGGUCAAAAGCUGAGAGGAAAACCACUUUUUUUUUUUUUUUUUAAUUCUUACAUAGCUGGAUUGUCUGCAGUGUUGGAACUAUACUGUACACUUCAGUUUGCUCUGGGCCUUUCCCCUGGAUUAUCCUACCACGAUCUAUGUUUGCCGGGCAUAUUUUAUUUUGUGGCCUUAAGCUUUGAACAUUUAUUGAUCAGGGAUCUUUCUUUUUACCGCUUGUACCAUUUGUGUCUCAUUUCUUUUAAGGGCACCUGUCAUGCCCCAAACAACUUAUGCUGAUUGGAAUGAGCGUACAAUUUUAUCUAUACAUUGUGCUUGCAGUUCUGCUUGCAAAUGUAUAGAUGAGGAGAUAAAUCUAUUUAAAAAUUGUUUUUUUUCUCCCAGCUGUUGGUCAAUGCCAAGGCAUUGACUGACCAGGGAGAGCAGACAAGACCUCCCACAAGAGGCCCCUCUGCUCUCCUCCCAAAGCAACCACAGCACAUGUGCUGCAAUUGCUACAGAAACCCGUCACUCCGUUCCGACGCCAACACGCUGGCUUCAAAGCAAGCGUACCAACGUCACUGAUGAGAUUUUUCCUGCUUGGGGAUGAGUCCCAAGCAGGGCAAAUCAAAGAAGAGACCAGGAGGAGGUGGAGCGGAGGACGGCCAGGAGAUGGGUGUUACACAAAGAGUAACACCCAUAAAGAGGCGCUGGAAUGGAGGAAAAGUGAGCAAGUAAAUCAUCAUUCACAUUGAAUACACAUGCGUCUUUAUGAUAUAUGGUGUAUUCAAUGUAAAAUGAGAGCGAUUUAAGGUAAAUUGCUUUUCUCUUAACAUGUUUACUUCAAUACCUAAAGGAAAGCAACGUAAAAACAAUAAGAGCUAAUUUUAAAGGCAAUUUUAAUGUUACUCUGUGUGCUGUGUCUCGAUGAGAACAGAGAGUCAGAUUCCCUUUUAGCCCUUUGGGACAUGAGUGGUGUAAACUUGUUACUGUUUCAGGAGAUGCUUUAUAUUAAGCUCAUUAGUGUAGUCUGCUCUCCACUCACUGGAAACUGUGCUUAACCAAUACAGAUAUCUUGAUUUAUUGUUAUUCUGAGGCCUAUGUAAUGGUCAAAUGGCACAACCUUUCACAGGCUUAACUUAUGUGUAAGUCAUUAGAAAUGGGAUUGAGCAGUGAAAUGUGUGUUAAAUACUCCACCUUUUGUUCCCUGUGUCUUUACCUCUCAUUUCUCUCCCCCUCUCACACAAGUAACCUAUUCCAACACCUUCCUUACCAUGUGUGUGGGAUCAAGACUUCAAGUGCACGUAUUUAUUAAUGAAUGGCUUCAGUCUGGUUCAAUACAUGAGCUAAAAAGAGAGCUCAACACUGGACAAAUAUACUGACUCUGCAAACUCAACUUGCAUUUCCACGUUCCGUGUGAGGUUACAUUUGGUGGCCCAGGGUUGGUGAUGGGCACUGUACUCAUUAGGGUAAUAAGGCCCUAUCAGUUUAAACAGGUUUUAGGCCAAUAUCCAACUUGGCAACCUUUUGUGACAGCCAUGCCUGAGCACUGACCCAUACUUCGGAGUGCUGGAGGCAACGGCAACCUUUCAGUUGUAGAGCCUCAUUCACAAAACAGGGUAACGUUUGCUUAGAUGACCGUUACAGAGCAGUAAUGGCUGCCUGUGCUUUGUGAAUGAGACCCUUAGAGUCCACUUAUUGACGUGUAUGGUUUUAAAUAAUAAAACAAAAAGACAAAAAAUAAAAUAAAAUGUAAACCUUA
Pelobates fuscus (common spadefoot toad) is the source of this 3065-nucleotide messenger RNA. It is a transcript of the gene UBE2M, whose product is annotated as ubiquitin conjugating enzyme E2 M. The record is from RefSeq and is a predicted model, not a curated record. Lineage: Eukaryota; Metazoa; Chordata; Amphibia; Anura; Pelobatidae. The coding region runs from base 348 to 899 and encodes 183 amino acids. The transcript has 6 exons.